UAUGUCUCACUGUGAAACCAUCUCAUACAAAAAAUUAUAUAUAUGAAAUUGAUUAAAAUAAGUUGGAUAUGACGUAAAUUGAAUGAGAGACAUUUCAUGAUACUCUUAUUAGGGUUUAGCCAUUUAUUUAGGGUUUAUCACACCUAAAUCCUCCAUCCAUCCUUUGAUCCCCAUUCCUGAAUUCUCCCCAUCAACCACCCAUGUCUUACCGCUUCCUCAUUCGUUCUCUCCGCCGCACAAUCCCUUCACUUUCCACCCCCACCACCCCUCUUCAUCCUAACCUAAACCCUAGCCCAUCAUUUUCUAUCCUCAAUCGCCGCACAUACGCCUUCUCCUCCGCCGAGGAAGCGGCCGCAGAACGCCGCCGACGAAAACGCCGUCUCCGCAUCGAGCCUCCUCUACACGCCCUUCGUCGCGAUAAUUCUCCUCGUCCUCCUCCUAACCCUAACGCUCCCCGUCUCCCCGACACCACUUCCGCACUCACUGGCCCGCGCCUCAAUCUCCAUAACCGGGUCCAAUCCCUAAUCCGGGCCAACGACCUAGAUAGUGCUUCAAUCCUCGCCCGUCAAUCCGUUUUCUCCAAAACCCGACCCACUGUCUUCACUUGUAAUGCCAUUAUCGCUUCCAUGUACCGCGCAAAAAGGUACGAUGAAGCUGUAUCUCUUUUUCAAUUUUUCUUCAAUCAGUCUAAUAUUGUGCCGAACAUUGUUUCUUACAAUUUUUUGAUUGUUACUCAUUGUGAGUGUGGAAGGGUUGAUGUGGGUCUUGAGGUUUAUAAACAUAUUUUAGCUCAGGCUCCUUUUGGUCCUUCUGCUGUUACUUUUAGGCAUUUAACUAAAGGGUUAAUUGAUCUUGGGAGGAUUGGGGAAGCCGUUGAUCUUCUUAGGGAAAUGCUUAACAAAGGUUUAGGGGCCGAUUCUCUUGUUUAUAAUAAUUUGAUUAAAGGGUUUUUGGAUUUGGAUGAUUUUAAUAAAGCUAAUGAGUUUUUUUAUGAGCUUAAGGAGAGAUGUCUUGUGUAUGAUGGCGUUAUUAAUGCUACGUUUAUGGAAUGGUUCUUCAACAAAGGAAGAGGGAAGGAAGCUAUGGAAUCGUAUCGGGAGUUGCUUGAUCGUCAGUUUAAGAUGAUACCUGCUACUUGUAAUGUGCUUCUUGAGGUGUUGAUUAGGUAUGGAAAGAAGAAAGAGGCUUGGGAGUUGUUUGAUUCAAUGCUCGAUAAUCAUACUCCCCCGAAUUUUCAGGCUGUGAAUUCAGAUACUUUUAACAUAAUGGUGAAUGAGUGUUUUGCAGAGGGGAAAUAUGAAGAAGCUGUUAGUACAUUCAGAAAGGUAGGUACAAAGAUGGGAUCUAGGCAGUUUUCUAUGGAUGUCGCUGGUUAUAAUAACAUUAUUAUAAGGUUUGCUGAGCAUGGAAUGAUUGAGAAGGCAGAGGAGUUUUUCACUGAGCUAAAGUCGAAAUCGUUGAGCCCUGAUGUCACUGGAUAUAGAACACUGAUUGAUGCUUAUCUUAAGGACCAAAGGAUUGAUGAUGCUUUGCAAAUGUUUAAUUUGAUGGUUAAUGCCAAUUUGAGAGUGAUUCCUGCAUAUGCCAAUAGAUGGUUUACUGAAUUGAUUCAGAAUAACAAAGCCAUUGAAUGCUCACAAAUCUUGACAAAAAUGGGGGAAAAGGAGCCAAAACCCGACCCAUAUACCUAUGAAAUUGUCAUUAAAGGUCUGUGUAGUAGUGGUGCAUUGGAUUUGAGUCUGAAUAUGGUUGGUGAGGUGAUGAGGUAUGGUGUUGGUGUCACUCCUUCACUUAGGGAGUUUCUAUUAGGAAGGUUCGAAAGCGAGGGGCGUCGAGAGGAGAUUGACAGACUUUUGGAUGAGAGGAUGCAGGGUCAUUGGCAGCAACCUCGUUACCACCCUUCAGGACCACCUCCUUACCAUCCUUCAGAACCGCCUCGUUACCAUCCUUCAGGACCACCUCCUCACUACCCUUCAGGACCGUCUCCUCCCCACCUUUCAGGACCGCCUCCUUCCAACCCUUUAGGACAGCCUCAACCAUUAGGUCCUGGUCAACUUCCGCGACCAGCUGGGCCUUCUGGGUUGAGUCCUCCUAUUGAAUUCAGGAAUUCGGAAUCCUGAAAUAGCUGCUCAACAUUGCAUCGAAUUAGCUCUGAUGGGUUUUUGCGGAGAAGCACAGCAGAAAGCUUGAUUGGCACCUGACCAGGUUCAGCAGAAAGCUCUCUGAUAUGGUAGACUCGAUUGAAAGCUCUUAAAUUGUUAAAAUUGUGAUUUUUUUUGUGCUAGUUGUGGUAGCUUUCAGCCCUGCAAAGUAAAGAUUUCACUUUGUUACCUCUGUAGCUUCUGAUUACUAAUAUUGAGCGAUAAAGUUGUAUUUUUGAAAUUCACUAAUAUGCGUUUCAUUUAUAAAAUUACUUUUAAAUUUAGAGAAAGAACUUAGCUGGUAUACAUUCUUUGUCCUCUAUAUUAUUUCUGUUUCCUACCUUGUUUAAUUGUUUUGUCCCAAUUGUUAUCAUUGUCACUCACCGCGAAACUUGAGACAAAAGUUGAAGGGGCGAAAGGUUAUAAUAAAAACUAGGGGGCAAGAUUUACACUUAUGUUUGGAUUGAAGGAAAUUGAGUGAAAGGAAGGGGUAGGAUUUAGAAGGAUGAGGAGUCCCUUGUUUGGAUAACAAAAUAAGAGGGAAGGAAAUUGGAGGGAUUGGAUGGAUGAUUUUUAUUAAAGGUAUCAAUCUUUCUAAAGUUGGAAAGAUUUGGAGGGAAAAGCCUCAUCCUUCCUUCGCUUCCCUUCCCUCCUAAACAAACAAGAAAUACUUCCCUUCCAUUUCUCUUUCCUUCCUUCCCCUCCCCUCUCCUUCCUUUCCUUUCUUUUCUCUCCAAAGUUGUUAUCCAAACAUUGUGUUACAUGUGACCUCUUUAUUAUUAUAACACUAGCUUUACCGAUAAAUAGUGUUGAGGAACUCCCCCUCCUGCCCUAGCUAAGUUUCGCCCGUGAUCAUUGUUGCAUAAUUAGCCUUAUAUGUAUUUGUAUUCUGCUUGAAAUUAUCUGAAAUCUAUAUACUGGAAGUAAGGGUUUUGCAGUAUUCAUAGAAAUAGUGUCUUGUGAGUCUAUUUUUGAAGUAUGUUUUGGGAGACGUUGGGUAAUAUUACAAUGUUUCCUGCUGCUGUGUUAUGUUAUUUGGAAGUUCUACACAGCAGUUCAGUUCGCAUGCUUUUCUCUCGCGUAACUUCAAGUGGUACUUGACAAUUGCCACUGCUUCCAGCUUGUAUAGCUCUCACUGUUCCCUCAAGCCAUCAAAUUGGAGUAGAGGCUCAUCGUAGUUGUGUUGAAGCCGUGAAGGUCAGCAAACAGGCGGCAGUGUCAUCUCAGGAUGGUAUUCGUCUGCUUGCUGAUUCAUAGUACUCUCCGACUGAUGGCUCAGCACUGGGUAUGUCUGCUUUGCUGAUUGAGCCUCCUGUAAAUGACUCAACUAAUGUACAUCAGAGAAUCUUUCUUUAUAAGUUUUAUCUAUGAAAAUUACAUAUUUUUAUGUAAGGCGGAUUAAUGUUUACAUACUGGGUUGUGAUUACUGAUCACUGUGGGAAAUGUCUGCUUAUUGAAUCUUGCUGGCUCAUUCUACUCCUUGAUUCCCAAAAUUGGGUUGUUGAAAGUUGAUUCGGAGCUUCAUUUGUGUGUAUAGAAUGAUAAUAAUCAGAAGGCCUCGAACAAAACAACGGUUGUUGAGUAACUCCAUGCCCUGACUCGACGUUUGGUAUCGAGUCAUUAAAAUUUGGUUGUUUGCUGGAGCCAUGAAGAGGCAUUGGAUCUGUUGGGUUUACACGCCAUAUUUAUGGUAGAAAAUUAAGCUUACAGCGCUCAUCAACAAGUUAUUUUUGUUUCAUUUUUCUUAGAACCACAAUGUAAAUUUGGUAUUUAAUGCUUAAUGAUAUUUGUAUUUGGUUAUAAUGCUUCAAAAAGAUUUAAUUUUAUUAUAGAAAAUUUGAUUACCGCCCUGUAAAUAUGUAUAUGCUUGCUUCCUGCUCAGGGUGCAGGAUUUCGCUUUGCAAAUUAAAAUAUACUUCCUCCAUUUUAAACUACACCUUAUCUUGCAUUUAUGAAACCACUUUUACACUCGAUAUGGAUGAUUUACCAACUACUUACUUUGCAUUUGUUGCUAAAAGGAUAAAAAAAAAAAAAAAAAAAAAAAAAAAAAAAAAAAAAAAAAAAAAUUGAA
This is a messenger RNA of Amaranthus tricolor (Joseph's coat), 4212 nucleotides long. RefSeq names its product pentatricopeptide repeat-containing protein At1g10270-like. Gene Ontology annotation, cellular component: chloroplast. Bases 201 to 2120 code for a protein of 639 amino acids. NCBI's taxonomy places the organism in Eukaryota, Viridiplantae, Streptophyta, Magnoliopsida, Caryophyllales, Amaranthaceae. Gene Ontology annotation, molecular function: protein binding. The transcript has 2 exons. The record is from RefSeq and is a predicted model, not a curated record.